AUGAAUAUUAAAAGAAAAUUAGAUACCAAUGAAGUUGAUCAGCCUAUUCUAGAACCACAGCAAAAAAAAACAUUUUCCAUUUAUAAAGAUCAUCCUGAGAAACUGGCAAGUUUAUAUAAUAUUAUUCCAGGUAAAGAAGAUGAAAUAUAUGAUAUUUUUUCGAAAAAUAAAACCAAAAUAGGUCGUAGCAGAUCGUGUGAUAUAAUACUACAUGAACCGGAUAUAUCUACCGUCCAUUGUAUAUUGUAUUGUAUUCCUAGCAGUGCAGACCCAACUAUAAAAGUUCUAAAUAUAAUUGAUAACAAAAGUAGAAAUAGCACUUAUAUAAAUGGGAACAAAUUGGUCAAAAGAGAUUAUGUUUUGAAAAAUGGAGAUAAAAUAGUGAUGGGCAAAAGUUGUUCAUUUAUUUUCAAAUAUGCUAAUGUUCCCAUUAAUGAAACGGAAGCAACUAAUAAGAAAGACUCCUUUUUUAAAGCACCACAAAGUAUCAACAUAACUUCAGCACAAGAGUCUGGUGGCAGCACAAGCAGUGGAAACAGACAGGUGUUAGCUCACAAACAAAUCAAACAACAGAGACCGAUUUCCAUUUUUGAGAAGUAUAUUGUAGGUAAAGAACUGGGUAGUGGUCACUAUGCAGUAGUAAAAGAAGGUAAGAAUAAGUUCACUGGGGAGAUUGUUGCGGUUAAAAUUUUCCACCCGCAGAAGACUAACGAUGUUAAAAAAAUGAAUCAAUUUAGGGCUGAAACAAAUAUUUUAUUAAACAUUAAGCAUAAUAAUAUUGUAAGGUUAUUAGAUAGAUUUGUGGAACCAGUUACCAAAUCUGCCGUUCAAACAUAUUUGGUUUUAGAAAAAAUCAAUGAUGGCGAGCUUUUUGAUAGAAUUGUUAAAAAAACCAAGUUAAGGCAAGACGAAACAAAAGCAAUAUUUAGACAAAUACUUGGUGGUUUAAAAUACCUUCAUGAUAACGGUAUUAUUCAUAGAGAUAUUAAACCAGAAAAUAUACUUUUAAACAUUAAAAAGCGCUGUUCACUUCAGGAGGUGCAAAGUGGUCCCUGGGACGAAGACGAAAUUUCCAUAACUGUUAAGAUUGCCGAUUUUGGUUUGGCUAAGUUUAUUGGCGAAAUGAAGUUCACAAACACCUUGUGUGGUACACCUUCAUAUGUAGCCCCAGAAGUUUUGCUUAAACAAAAUUAUAGUAGUAAAGUUGAUAUGUGGAGUGCGGGCGUGUUGUUAUAUGUUUGUCUGUGUGGAUUUCCUCCAUUUAGCGAACAAUUAGCACCACCCACUAUGAAAGAACAGAUUACCAAUGGUAUUUUUCAAUUUUAUUCCCCUUAUUGGGAUGAUAUCGAGGAUUCUGUUCUACAUCUAAUUUCCAAUUUAUUAGUUGUGGAUCCAGAUAAAAGAUUUAAUGUUCAACAAGCUGUACAUCAUCCAUGGUUCAAUACACUGGCGGAUGAUAGUUUUAAAGUUAACAGAACAAAAUUAAGCCAGGAACAACAGGUUCCCAGAACAUAUAGUGAAUUAUCCAAAUUAAGCGCAUAG
Messenger RNA from Saccharomycodes ludwigii, 1542 nucleotides. It is a transcript of the gene DUN1, whose product is annotated as serine/threonine protein kinase DUN1. NCBI's taxonomy places the organism in Eukaryota, Fungi, Ascomycota, Saccharomycetes, Saccharomycodales, Saccharomycodaceae. The transcript has a single exon. Gene Ontology annotation, cellular component: nucleus. The coding region runs from base 1 to 1542 and encodes 513 amino acids. Gene Ontology annotation, molecular function: ATP binding; protein serine/threonine kinase activity; protein binding. Gene Ontology annotation, biological process: protein phosphorylation; mitotic DNA damage checkpoint signaling. The record is from RefSeq and is a predicted model, not a curated record.